Molecule: messenger RNA, 2379 nt
Organism: Triticum turgidum subsp. durum (durum wheat)
Lineage: Eukaryota; Viridiplantae; Streptophyta; Magnoliopsida; Poales; Poaceae
Source: the annotation of a GenBank genome assembly
AUGGAUUGGUCGUCUCUCACCAGCUGCACCACGGUCAUGAUCCUUCUCUUCCUGCCGUUGAGCGCUUCCCAAGACCGGCUUGUCCCCGGCAGGGCGCUGUCCCCUGGUAACACCAUCGUCUCCGAUGAUGGUGGAUUCGCCUUGGGCUUCUUCAACCCCUCCAAUUCUUCUCUGGCCAGCUUGUACCUAGGCGUAUGGUACAACGACAUCCCCGAGCUCACCGUUGUGUGGGUCGCCAACCAAAAUACCCCGGCCACCAACACAACUUCCUCAACACCGAAGCUCUCCCUCACCAAUAGCUCUAAUCUGGUUCUCUCUGAUGGUGGUGGCGGAAGCCGUGUCGUUUGGACAACAGCCAACCUGACCAAUGGUCUGGUCUCAUCUACCCCGACGGCGGUGCUUCUAAACACCGGUAACUUCGUCAUCCGAUCGUCAAACGGCACCAUCCUGUGGCAGAGCUUCGACCAACGCACAGACACCUUCCUUCCCAGCAUGAAGCUCGACAUAAACUACAGGACGCGUACCACCACCAAGCGGCUGGUAUCAUGGAAAGGCCCCAGCGACCCCUCGCAGGGGCGCUUCUCCUAUGGCAGCGACACAAACAGGUCGCUCCAAGUAUUCCUGUGGGACGGCGAGCACCCGGUAUCUCGUGCCGCUCCCUGGACAGGGUAUCUAGCCCAACAACAACUAAUUGGGGACACAAAUAUCAGCGAUCAUAUCAUCUACCUAGCCUAUGUCGACAAUGAGGAUGAGGCAUACGUCACUUAUAGUCUCUCCGACGGCGCCCCGCGCACCAGGUUUGUGCUAACCUACUAUGGCGAGUUUCAGAUCCAAAGCUGGAGCAGUAGGUCAUCAACAUGGGUUGUCAUUUGGAAGUUUCCAACUGUUGAAUGCAACCGUUACAGUUACUGUGGCCCCAAUGGUUACUGCGACAAGACGGCCACGACACCCACCAUGCCAACAUGCAAGUGCCUAGAUGGCUUUGAGCCAAGUAGCACGGAGGAGUGGACCAGCGGCAGAUUCUCGGCGGGGUGCCAACGGAAGGAGGCACUGCAAGGGUGCAGUGACGGCUUCGUGCCCUUGCCGGGGAUGAAGUCACCUGACAGGUUUUUGUUUAUUGGUGGAGGUAGAAGUAAGUAUGAGGAGUAUGCGGCAGAGUGUAGCCGCAAUUGCUCCUGUGUGGCAUACGCGUUCGCCAACCUGAGCAGCAGCAGGUUUGGAGGACACGUGACGAGAGGUAAAAGAAUAAAGAGCAAUGCAGUGAGGAUUGUGCUGCCAAUUUUAGGCUCUAGUGUUCUGGUACUCGUAUGCAUCUCCCUUGCAUGGUUAAAAUUCAGAGGUAUGUCUGACGAAUGUGAAGAAGAAAACCCUCACUAUGAUCAAGCAUUUCCAUUCGUAAAACUAGAAGAAAUUGCCCUCACAACCCAAGAUUUCUCUAAAACCUGCAUGAUUGGAAAGGGAGGUUUUGGUAAAGUAUACAAGGGAAUGUUAGGUGGUCAAGAAGUUGCAAUCAAGAGACUAAGUAGAGAUUCUCGACAAGGAACAAAAGAAUUUAGGAAUGAAGUGAUUCUAAUUGCCAAAUUGCAACAUAGAAACUUGGUUCGACUUCUUGGAUGUUGCAGCGAGGGAGAUGAAAAACUCCUGAUAUACGAGUAUCUACCUAAUAAGAGCUUAGAUUCUACCCUUUUUGAUGAGUCAAGAAAACUGAUGUUGGACUGGGCGACAAGAUUCCGUAUAAUCAAAGGGAUUGCAAGGAGACUUCUAUAUCUUCACGAAGACUCAAGGUUCACCAUAAUUCAUAGAGAUCUGAAAGCUGGAAAUGUUUUGCUCGGUGCAAAUUUGAAACCCAAGAUAGCUGAUUUUGGUAUGGCGAGGAUCUUUGGCGAUAAUGAAGAAAAUGCAAAUACCCAACGCAUUGUUGGAACAUAUGGCUACAUGGCUCCUGAGUAUGCAAUGGAAGGAGUCUUCUCUACCAAGUCCGACGUGUACAGUUUUGGCGUGUUACUACUGGAGGUUGUAACUGGUAUAAGGAGAAACUCCAUUAGUCAAACCAUGGGAUUCCCUAGCCUCACAGUUUACUCAUGGAAUAUGUGGAAGGAAGACAAGACUGAGGAGUUGCCUGACUCAUCCAUCAUAGAUACUUCACCCGAUGAAGUUUUACUUUGCGUCCAUGUAGCGCUAUUGUGUGUCCAAGAGAACCCUGACGAUAGGCCGCUCAUGUCAUCUGUGGUGUUUGUCCUAGAGAACGGAAGCACCACACUUACAGCCCCCAAUCGCCCUGCCUGCUUUGCGCGACGAAGUGCUGAAAUGGAUCAAAUCAGAAAUGAUAUUCAAACUUCCGUGAACAGUUUUACUCUUACUGAGAUAGAGGGCAGAUGA